CCUAAAUCAGAACGCCUUCCUGCUGGCCGCAGUGAUUGCGAAAUCAAAUAUCAUUCUACGGUCUGAAAGUAUUAGAUGUCAUGAUCCCCAGUGAAUUUUCUCUGUACACUUUUUCCCCUGCCAUCUACUGAUUUGCCUGAGCUGGAGUUGUUCUACAUCGUGACCCUUGUCUCUAAGCGAAUAAGCUCAACGGCAUCUAUCUCUUUGUCUAGCUCUUUCUUCUCAUAUCUCUACAGGAGCUGCCAUCGUUCUUUCGCAGUUUCACCUAUCUUUUCUAUCUAUUACUUUUUAAUCUCGCAACUUCCACUGCGAAUCGUUACAUUGGUUUCAUUCCUUGCUUUGCUUGGAAGAGGCACUAGCUUUAGAGGAUAUUUCAGGGUCAUUUGAUACCCAUCCCUUUUUUUUUUCGAGCAGAUUGCGGACUCGGCCAAUGACAUGUUAAGACGACUAAGUUUUCAAGCCUAGGUUGAAAUCAAAAGAUCAUUGCAUCAUCCUCCCAAUGGCUAUGGAACAGGAUGGUGACACCCUGAUGGGAGAGGCAGGCCCCCAUCAACCCAGCGCUAGUGCUUCACAUGGCCAUCCUAUCAGCAAUCCCAGCGUGCCAGCAAUUCCAGGGACUCUCAACGGAGGAACUGACCCUUGGCUUGCUCCACCGCUUCUAGGGCAGUCUAUGAAUCUGCCUCUGCCUGCUCAAUUGGGCGAUCAGCAUGCGGCUACACCAGCUGCUCAAGCACAACCCACAGUGCCAUCAAGUGUUCCGGAAACGUCAGCAGGAGUUAGUGCUGCUGUUACUGAGCCUGCCAAAAGAGCAGACAGCAUUGUUGAGGAAACGUCAGACUGGUCUGAGGAGGAUUUAGGGGCGCGUGUAGGGCUUCCUCUUGCAUCUCUACCGUCAGGGCUCUGCUAUGAUGUCCAGAUGCGCUACCAUUGUGAGGUGCGGCCAACUGCAGAUGUUCAUCCUGAGGACCCGAGAAGAAUCUAUUACAUCUACAAGGAGCUAUGCCGAGCAGGGCUCGUUGAUGACCCCGAGUCUUCAAGACCGCUUGUCGCACGACCUCUCAAACGUAUUCAUGCUCGCAAUGCCACCGAGGCUGAGAUCUCUCUCAUUCACACCCCGGAUCAUUUUGCCUUUGUUGAAAGUACAAAAGACAUGUCCGAUGAUGAGCUCAUUGCUUUGGAGCAUACGCGUGACUCAAUCUACUUCAACAAGUUGACAUUUGCAUCUUCCCUCUUAUCAGCUGGAGGAGCGAUUGAGACAUGUCUAGCUGUAGCCACUCGCAAGGUUAAGAAUGCCAUAGCUGUCAUUCGGCCGCCAGGGCACCAUGCAGAACACGACAAGACUAUGGGAUUUUGUCUGUUCAACAAUGUUUCCGUUGCGGCGCGUGUCUGUCAGAAUACUCUCGGAGAAAGCUGCAGGAAAAUUUUGAUCGUCGAUUGGGACGUUCACCAUGGCAACGGUAUUCAGAAAGCGUUUUACGACGACCCCAAUAUUCUCUACAUCUCCCUUCAUGUCUAUCAAGACGGAAAGUUUUAUCCCGGAGGGGACGAGGGCGACUGGGACCACUGCGGAGCUGGCGCCGGUAUUGGAAAGAAUGUCAACAUCCCCUGGCCUAGCCAAGGUAUGGGCGAUGGCGACUACAUGUAUGCUUUCCAACAGAUUGUGAUGCCCAUUGCGCAAGAGUUCAAUCCUGACCUGGUGAUCGUUGCGUCCGGCUUCGAUGCCGCUGCUGGUGAUGAGCUUGGAGGCUGCUUUGUGACACCCCCUUGCUAUGCUCAUAUGACACAUAUGCUUAUGACUCUCGCUCAUGGCAAAGUUGCUGUGUGUCUCGAGGGUGGUUACAAUUUCAGAUCGAUCUCCAAGUCUGCCCUAGCGGUCACGAAGACUCUCAUGGGGGAUCCGCCAGACCGCUUGCACUCAACACUUCCUUCAGAUCUGGCAACUUCUACUGUGAGGCGUGUCAUGAUGAUCCAAUCUCGGUAUUGGCGCUGUAUGUACCCGAAAGGGCCGCAGGAGCAGGGACUUUGGACUGAUAGGUUGCACGAUGUUAUUCGUGCCUAUCAAUCGAAGCAGCUGUACGAUAAUUUCAAACUCACCUCCCUAUACAUCUAUCGGACAUCGAUCUCGAAGUCGUUCGAGAAUCAAGUCCUGGCGAGUGCCAAUUACUACCAAGCCGUGCCUCUUAUUGUUAUUUUCCAUGAUCCGCCAGAAAUCAUGGGCUUGCCUCAUCCAGUCACCAACAAACUCGAGGCCCAUAACUGCUGGCUGGCUGAUUGCAUGAAGAACUAUAUCGGAUGGGCCAUCGGGAAAGGCUACGCUGUCAUUGAUGUCAAUAUUCCCAAACACGUGACGAUGGAGCCUACCACCGGAAGGUACGAAGACGAAGAUGAGAAUCGGCCUUCGGCUACCGAGGAAUUGGCUGGAUAUCUGUGGGACAACUACAUUGAACCCAAUGGGGCUACUGAGAUAUUCUUCGUCGGCAUCGGCAAUGCCUUUUAUGGAGUCGCGAAUCUCUUGAUCAACAGAGACACUCUCUACAAACGCGUCAAUGGUGUUAUAUCCUUUGUCGCUGAAAACCCCGUUCGAGCGAUAGCCUCCCACACUCAGGUCUGGCUCUCAAGGUGGUAUAAAGAUAACUCACUUGUCUUUGUAUCCCACACGCAUGGUGUGUGGAAUAAUGUGGAAACACGGCGUAAGCCGUCCAAACGCUACGGACACCUGAUCCAGUCGCCCAAGGCCGGACUCAGUGAGAUGCUGAUGCAUCAUAAAGACGAGGUCUUCAAGUGGAUCGAGGAAAGAGCUGAUGAAGCAGAAAGUGAAGAGGAGGAGGAGACCAAGAGCAAGAGUAAAAGCAAGAGCCGGUCCCCGACUAAGGAGAAGCCGGCUGAGCUUCCUCCUGGCCCUGGAUGAGCGGUGAAUAGGAUAUUUGGGCAUGUGUUGGUCUUGGGAUAGUACAUAUCAUACUAAUGUUCGCUUUUCUUCUUCUUAUUCUUCCCCUCGGAUUUGAAGGAAGCUUUGAUCUCGAGGGCGUCUCACUCGC
Messenger RNA from Aspergillus novofumigatus IBT 16806, 3038 nucleotides. RefSeq names its product histone deacetylase hdaA (gene hdaA). The transcript is spliced from 15 exons. NCBI's taxonomy places the organism in Eukaryota, Fungi, Ascomycota, Eurotiomycetes, Eurotiales, Aspergillaceae. Bases 500 to 2908 code for a protein of 802 amino acids. Gene Ontology annotation, biological process: chromatin organization. Gene Ontology annotation, molecular function: histone deacetylase activity. The record is from RefSeq and is a predicted model, not a curated record. Gene Ontology annotation, cellular component: histone deacetylase complex.